Molecule: messenger RNA, 1807 nt
Organism: Lasiosphaeria miniovina
Lineage: Eukaryota; Fungi; Ascomycota; Sordariomycetes; Sordariales; Lasiosphaeriaceae
Product: fungal-specific transcription factor domain-containing protein
Exons: 2
Coding region: 61-1653 (530 amino acids)
Biological process (GO): regulation of DNA-templated transcription
Molecular function (GO): DNA-binding transcription factor activity, RNA polymerase II-specific; zinc ion binding
Source: RefSeq, a predicted model, not a curated record
AGGCCGUCAUGUCCAAAGUCUCACGUCGCUGCAUUGACAACUGCACUGUCGAACGCCCUAAUGAACAACACAUCCCAGAUGUUAUCAGGCUCGCGAAGUAGGACUGGCUGCUACACUUGUCGCAUGCGCAAGAAGAAAUGUGAUGAGCAACAACCCUGCUGCGACAACUGUAAGAGCCGAAAUCUUCAAUGCUACGGCUACGAUGUUCCUCCGCCCGACUGGAUGCAGGGAAAGCGGAACUGGAAGGAGGUUAUGGACACUGAAGAAGCCCGACGGCUUCGAUCUGUCGCAGAUGCACAGUACAAGGCCCGUAGACGCUACGGGCAAGAAGAGUUAGCGAAGGUGGCGAGAGGUAACCCCAAUUGCCCACAGACCGGUGAGCUCGUCAUCAGCCCCGUGGGGCGCUUGUCUGCGCCAGAGUCUUUAUGGUGGGAUGGUGCCUUCUGCACCUCGCUGCCUACUGGAAACCGUCCGCAUGAGGAUGCGCGCUUGGUCAUGCUUUACCUGGACUUCAUCUUCCCGAUACAGUUUGGCUUCUGUCCCAUGUCUACUGCAGCAGAUCAUAGCUGGCUCAUGAGCGGCUUGUGCGGCAACAAGGCACGAUAUCACUCUGCGCUGAGUGUCAGCGCCUCUUUCCAGGCCUCACUUUGCGAACCAGAGAAGGUGGACGGCAAAGGUCUGAGUUUAGAGGUGGCGGAGCGGCAAGCUAUUGCCUCGUCUGAUCUGCGGAUGAUCAUUAUGCGUUUCAACCAGCAGGGUCAUGCCCCGAGAGACGUGGCUAGGAUAGGUCUCCAGAUAUUGGAGGUCAUGCAUCAACUGCUCAGUCUGGAGGUCUUCAGCAUGCUGGAAGGCACCUGGCAACUACACCACCAGGCGACCUUGACUCUGCUGGACACGAUUCACACCUACCGCCCCCCUGGUUUAUGCGAUCAAAUUGAAACCGAAUCGCGUUUGUCGCCGAUCGAGAUGGCACUCAAAGACUUCUCGUCUCCAGACCUGCAAAGGACCUUUGAAUUCCAUGUUACGUGCGUUGUUUGGGUUGAUAUCAUUGCCAACGCAACGUACGGAUCACCUCUACAACCUCGUCGUCACUUUGAUUACGUCCCCUACCUCCAUGCCAAUGACCUCAAAACUCACGAGGUUAUGGGGUGUCACUCAUCUGUGAUGGCGAGCAUCACCGAAAUCACCCGCCUUGCUGACUGGAAGGGUUUUCAGCUUCAGAGCAACUCGCUAGACACUGAGGAGCUUUCUGGACGUGCCGCUUCCAUGGCCGCUCGUCUGCGGGACCAGUUACUGGGGCUGGAGCAACAAUGCAUGCUCGGCAUGACCGAACUCGAAGCCAACAGCCGCUUGGUGACUUUGCAGUUUGUCAGCGCAGCGCAGAUGCUAGAAGCGCUCCCAGAGGGGCUUGUCAUUCGGGCCAACUGGGCUUUCACGAUCACAGGAUGCCUGGCUGGCGAAACUUUGCACGAUAGAUUUCGGGGCCUGAUAACGCGAUUGGUCGAACAAAACCGGCCUUUGGGCAUGUCUUGGAAAGGGCUGAUGGUCAUGGAAGAAUGUUGGCGGUUGAGAGAGUCUCAGCGUGAGCUCGGAGCUGACUGCGAUUGGAAAAUGGCAACAAGGAGCUUGGGCAAGCGAGUUUUACUCGUGUGAGAACGGAGCUGUGGCUUUCAAGAUCCCGAGUCUGCAUUAUCUGAUAAGUUGGGUCCUACGGGUGCUUCACACUCUGUCUUCGCCGGCCAAAACUCGAUCAACAGCUUCCCGCGUCUUUUCAAUGCUGAUGUUGAAAGCGAACUUCGCCUGUGGU